GCUGGAUCUGUUCGGGUCCGCUCAACAGGUCGGCAUGCUUUUAGACCUAUCGCCCCGCGCUAACCCAGAUGCCCUUUAGGAAAGGCCCCACGCCGCACAGCCGCAACCCCCCUGGCAGGGCUCCCAGCGAUCCCCUCACAGCCUGUCUGGACGCCGAGAGUACGUACAUUUGUACCGCCUUCAAUCCGAGAUGUUACAUUAUCCAGAAGGUGAACCAGUCUGGUCUGCCCAUAUCUCCGCCCCUGUACGGCCCAUCGACGUGCGGUGCCUUCUCAAAUGAAAUCGAAGGAAGUGGUCUGGAUUCUAAUGUAAAUUUAGGUGCUCACGGUUGGGAUCAUUGCCAGUCAACGCCGCAUCCGGAUUAUCCGUGUCAUCAUUCUCUGGACGGCGUUAGCUAUAUGAAUGGGGAAAGUGCUAAACUCAACUCGGGAGCAGCGUACGUCAGCGCCGUUCCUGAUCCCUCGUCGGGCACCGCCUCGAUGGCAGGGCCGCCAGGGGGCGCAGUGGUCCCCCACCAAACUCAUCACCACCAUCACGAGUACAUGCCCCCCACACAGGGCCCGGCAGUGGUUCCGGUACAGCACGUACCGCUCGUUAACGGGGUAGCCGAAGUAGCCGAGGGGCCCAUGAUGGGUCUCCCGGACACGGCAGGCCCUCCCCCGCACACGGCCCAGUCGCAGCAGCAGCAACAGCUCCCCGCCUACCCUUUGCCGCAGCUCAAACAGAUGCUCUCUCAACAGUUGGAGUACUAUUUCUCACGGUCAGAAUCUUCAAAAAUCAUAAUGAUGCGGGAGUCGCCCAACGUGCAGGUGGACGAGGAAGGUGUUAAAGUGCGACCCAAUCACAAGAGGUGCAUCGUGAUAUUGAGGGAGAUACCUGAUAACACGCCGUUGGAAGAAGUCAAGAACUUGUUCUCUGGCGAGAACUGUCCACGUGUGAUUUCCUGCGAAUUUGCUCACAACGGCUCCUGGUACGUGACGUUCGAAUCGGACGACGACGCCCAAAAGGCCUACCGCUUCCUCCGCGAGGAAGUGCGCGAAUUUCAGGGCCGUCCGAUAAUGGCGCGCAUCAAAGCGAAACCGAUGUGCAGGCCGAUCGCGCCUCUGGUUCCUCCCCCGCCCCCCAAGAACGGCUUCAGGGCUACGCCCCCUCCGCAGGCCGUUUUCGAUCCGGCCGCUUUUCCCCCCGGACAGCAAAGGUUCGUUUAUGCGAACGGUGCCCCAGGACAGCCGGUAGCCCCCGCUCCUGCCGCUUACAACCCCAUAAUCUACGGCGCCUAUCAGCAGCAACAGUAUCCAAACGCUUAUGUGGCCUGGGCACCAUCAGGUGCCGGCUUUUUCGAUUUAAGCAGCGUGUUUUCGGCGAACGGUCUGUCUGCGCAACCUUUUAAACAUCAGACAUACAGAUCCGCGCAGCCGAGGCCGAGGAACAAACAACGCAACACGCAGCAACAACAGCAAAGUGGACCCAGCGAACAGCAGGGUCCUUCAAACACUCAACAGCCUCGUGCCACGUCGGCGUCGCAACAAGGUCCCGCCCACCGAGUCCCUUCCCCGGCGCACGCCCACCACAACCACCAGCACUACCCGACGGUGUCGGCGUCGUCAGGCCACGCCUCCAACGGCAGUAACAACAACAACAACGGCAACGCGAAGACGUCUUCCAAAAUGGGCGGGGAAGGGGCGAUACCCAGGACGCCGAUCGAGCCGCCGGAACCGGUGGGCGGACACUAUAUCCCCGCGAUACCGCCCAUAGGCGCCAUACCCUUCCCCCAUCCGAGCGACAACCGAAUGGAAAUGUACGGCUUCGUCGCCCCGCCUCCCUUCAGCGUGAAGGAAGUGGUCCCGCCGCGGCACAGGCGGAAAAAGCGCGACGAGGAGGCGGGAAACGGGACGGGACACACGAACGGACAGAGUUCGGCGCAGACUCAGACGCAGUCCAGUCAAGUGGUCAAGUCACAAUUCGAUUUCGUCGACGAAGCGUUUCCUCCUUUACCUGGUCUGGACGCUAAUGGACCUCUCUCUGCCAAACACCACCAUCACCACAACCAGCACACGCACCAAGCGCAACAAACGCAGUCGCACGCCGAAGGCUCGACGCAGACGAUAUCUAACCACGCCCCCGUGGGCGUGGUAGCUGCUGCGCAAGAGCCCGCGACUGUCGGAGGCGGUGGCGGAGGAGGAGCAGCCGGAGCCGCGUGGGGGGAGAACCGUCUGGCCGACGUGGUUAAAGGGGUAGCUAAGGUAAAAGUUAGGGGGGAAGGAUUGGGCAAGGACGUGGCCAUCGGGGGAGGGGACAACGAGAUUUCGCUGACGAGUUCGGCGAAAGAACAGAGCGUGGAGAAGGUUGACGAAGGUAGUAUAGCGGAGGUGAACAGUUUUAUGGGUGUGACGCCUCCCGAGUCGCCACAAAAUUUUAGCAGUAAAUCUGUGAUUGCGACUGUACCUACGAAGUGCACAAUGGCCGAUAAAUCUACGAAAACCGAUGACGUCCUACUCAACGGAUGCGAACCAGAACUGGCUCCUCUCUGUCCCACCACCACUAAUGCUGCUACUAUGACUACUGUGGUUGUGCAAACUGAUGCUCCUGCCAGGCCUACGCCUACCGUUACUACGAAUUCGACAUUCGCGAGACAAGACUCGAAAGGAGGGUGCCCAGUUCCAGUGCAGGUCCCUUCGCCACCCUUACCGGACUUACAGGGUCACCCGCCGCGAAUGAGUUACGCUCAAGUGGCUCAGCACCACAAAGAUAGUCAGGGCAAGCCCGUUAAGCAGUCGCCGCAGCCGGAGAAGGCUGUGACGGAGGCGUGUCCUGCGGUAGCGACCGCCCCCUCGAAGGGCGCGGCCGUCGGUCCGCCUGCCGCCUCUCAGGUCCAAGGGGUGCGGCAGCAGGCCACGCCCCAGCAGCAAGCUGGCGAACGUGAUAGUAGUGUUAGGGAUAAUCGAGAUACCGGCCAUAAAGUCGCCGCAGUCCGCGUCAACGCCAACAGUCGGCAAUCGAGCGGCCACGAGCGCCUGCUCCGACGAAAACCAGAGGUGCGCCAAUCGCAACUGCGGGAUUUCGUCACCACGCCCCGAUCACCCAAGUAGGUUGUCGGUCCCGCCCACCGCGAGGCGUGCCAGCCUAAGUGCCGCGCCCUCACGUUCGUAACGCGAGAACCGCAGUUUCUCCGCCACUGCCCGCACCCGGUGGCACUUUUUAGGUGUUUAACUUUGUCGUGCGAACCGUUCGAGCGUCCGUAGAAAAAGUAAAAAAAAAUAGUUUACGCGAUUGCCAAAUCGGACCCGAACGCUGGGAGCUUACUGAAAAAUUAAGGACUCCGAUAUGUACCCCACAUAUUCCUCCCUCCCCCCCUAUAAUUUCUAUGGAAAGACUAUAUAGAAAUCUUCUUGCGAAUUAAAUUUAUUAAGUGUUGUUCCUAGAGCCGGCCGAAAAUUUAACGAAAAAUAUUUAAAAAAAAGUAAAUAUGGUGGUGUUGGCGGCAGUGUUGUCAUGUUUCAGCCCGCGUAGUACUGUCUGUGAUUGGUCGAGCUCUUAAUACUAAUUUUUAAAGUAAUAAAAAAAAUAAUUAUAUGUGUGGAGCGUCCGCUUGUUCGGGAGGCGAAUAGGCCGAGGCCCUAUCGUUUUCGUUCUCAAGCCGCAUUAUACCAUUUCGUAAUCGCCGUAUUUUACGCUCUUAGUGAUACAAACCAUAUCAUAAUUGGUUACAUGUCUUUAAAAAGAGUAUUUUAUUUAUAAAAUUCUCAUUAGAGGUGUCUCCAAAUUUUAUAUCGGCGUUUUAGAAUUUUUGAUUGAAAAAAAUAUAUUUCUGUUUGAUGGGAUAAUUGAAUAUAAAAUCUGCCCAAGUCAAGGAAAAUUUUGACAGAUUUCAUCCGAAAAAUGACAGAAAAUACAAUUUAACCUGUGAAUUAAAACGACAGGCACAAAUUGUCACUGUUGUGUAUUUGGAUGUAUAAGGUACAUAUGUUGGUAUUUCCAAAUUAACAAAUAAGAUGCAGGUCGUCAAAGUUUGUUGAUAUUUGUUUACCAUACCAUAUUAUUAAAUAUCUAUACUUUUGUGGCAAAUUUAUUAUUGCUGAAAAAAGGAAUUAAAAAAGAAUACAUAUUUUUUUUCCCAGAAACUCAAAAUAAUAGUGAUAUUUUAUUUUGAGGCACAUUACUGUCAUUGGUAUUUUAGUAGCCAUAUGUUAAUAUAUAAAAUAUUAGUAAUUUAAAUAUUAGGUACUGUAUAAAUAAUAUAAUUAAUUUUGGAGUUGAGUUAUAAAUUAUAAAGAUGAUAGAUAUCUAUACUAUCAAAAUAGAAACACUAAUGCACCACAAUACACCAGAACACUUUACUUUUG
Sitophilus oryzae (rice weevil) is the source of this 4343-nucleotide messenger RNA. RefSeq lists its product as uncharacterized. NCBI's taxonomy places the organism in Eukaryota, Metazoa, Arthropoda, Insecta, Coleoptera, Curculionidae. Gene Ontology annotation, molecular function: mRNA 3'-UTR binding. Gene Ontology annotation, cellular component: cytoplasmic stress granule; cytosol. The coding region runs from base 69 to 3089 and encodes 1006 amino acids. The transcript is spliced from 14 exons. The record is from RefSeq and is a predicted model, not a curated record. Gene Ontology annotation, biological process: positive regulation of translation.